This is a messenger RNA of Medioppia subpectinata, 2319 nucleotides long. The record is from the annotation of a GenBank genome assembly. Lineage: Eukaryota; Metazoa; Arthropoda; Arachnida; Sarcoptiformes; Oppiidae.
CUAAGAGAUGGCUCAGAAUCCGAAGGAUUAAUAUAUAAAGUUUCGCCCGAUUUUGAAAAGUUGUCGAAAGUAGACACAAACCAAUCGGUGAUCGGAACCAUCGUUACGCAAAGGGCUGACACAAACCAAUCCGUGGAUUUCUAUUCCCGAUUCUUCCCACCAAAUAUGGGCGUCAAUGAAGACCCGGUUUGCGGUUCGGCUCAUACAGUGCUUAUGCCGUAUUGGAAAAGAUAUUUCAAUAGAUUGGGUGAUAAUCGCGAAGAAUUCAUUGCCAAACAGUGUUCACAGAGAGGAGGGAUUCUUAAAUGUAAAAUAGUUGCGAAUAGAUUUGAGUUGGUCACACUACCAAUAUCUGGCACUUUAAUCAUAAAGUUAAACUUAACCAUUGGUUCAAACAAUGAAUUUCCCGAUUUAUAUCGUCGAUGCGUUCACUUUAAACGGCCGGCCUUUCACUGGAAACGGAGCCGGCGUUUGUAUCCUCGAGAUGACAUAUCGGAUGAAGUAAAGCAAAAGAUUGCGUCCGAAAUCAAUUUAAGCGAAACUGCAUUUGUGUCCAAAGGAUGGGAUAAGAGUCAGAAAUUGGAGGAAAACACUUACACAUUGAGAUGGUUUACACCAACGGUUGAAGCGCCCAUCUGUGGUCACGCAACUCAGGCCAGCGCUGCCGUACUUUUCAAACAAUUUCUGAACAGUUCAACAAAAGUUUGGUUUAUAACUAAAUUCAAGGGAACAUUUGAAGCGGUUAUGGAUCCCAAAGACAAUACCAUCGCUAUUGAUCUGCCACUCGCCGACUGCAAACCAAUUCAUAACGAGUCCUAUCCAUGGCUUAAAGAUGUUAUCAAAUAUACUUUGGGUCCAAAUGUGAGCGAAGAGUCUAUAGUCUCGUCGGAAUUGUCAACAGAUACUAAAUAUUUAUUAUUAAGAUUGAGAGACGGUUCAGAUUGUGAGAGUUUAUUAUAUAAAGUAUCGCCCGAUUAUAUAAAGUUAGUGAAUGUGGACACAAACCAAUUGGUAAACGGAAUUAUUGUCACUCAUAAGGCAGACGCGAAACAAAGCCCACAUUUCUAUUGCCGAUUCUUCGCACCCAAUAUGGGUAUAACUGAAGACCCGGUGACCGGUUCGGCGUAUACUGUGUUAAUGCCUUAUUGGAGGCGAGAAUUGACUGAUACUGAAGAACUCACUGCUAAACAGUGUUCCCAAAGAGGAGGUACUCUUGUUUGUAAAAUAGUUGGACAGAGAGUUCACGUAAAAGGAAGCGCUAAUAUUGUUCAAUUGGGCCGAAAGGCCCGAUCACUAGAGAUCGUAUUCUUAUGGACACUUAUUCAAAUGGAGUUUCCCCUCUAUAUCGUCGAUGCCUUCACUCUAAACGAGCGGCCAUUCACUGGAAAUGCGGCCGCAGUUUGUAUUUUGCAAUUUGAUGAUGACAUAACCGAUGAAAUCAAACAAAAAAUUGCAUCCGAAAUGAAUAUCAGCGAAACGGCAUUUGUUGCCAAAGCGUGGACUAAAAAUACAUCAGUGGAAACAAAUAGCUAUACACUGCGAUGGUUUACACCAACGAACGAGGUUGACCUCUGCGGACACGCCACUUUGGCCACAGCGAGGGUUGUUUACGAUAGAGACCUCAACAACUCGUCCAAUACUACCAUUAAGUUUGAAACUAAAUACAAAGGAAUACUCGAAGCGAUUGUCAAUAAGAGUGAAAAUACAAUCACUCUUGACUUCCCUGUCAAUGAUUGUAAACCACUUGAUGUCAGUACUAAUUCAUGGAUUUCGGAUAUUAUAACGCAUACAUUGGGACCCAAUUUAGGGGGUGAUGUGAUUCGAGGAGUAGAGUAUUCGAGGCGUCUUAGGCUACUAUAUUAUGCAUUUCAUCAAGGGUUAGGUUCGCUUGAGAAUUUUUAUCUAUGUUUGCCAAACACAGCUCCUCAAACUGUGACACAAAAGGCAGAGAGCGUUCACUUCUUGUCCCGAUAUUUUAGUCCCUGGAAUGUAGUUCCCAAUCCAAGCGAACUCUUAAAAAUAGAUACAAACGGUUUGUGUCGAGGAGUUUGUGUGACACAAAAGGCAGAGAGCGUUCACUUCUUGUCCCGAUAUUUUAGUCCCUGGAAUGGUAUCAACGAAGACCCGGUCAACGGCUCAUCCCAUACAGUGUUGACCCCCUAUUGGCACAGAGAGUACCGCAAGAGUGGCGUUGGAUUGAAACAAAUUAUUGGCAGACAAUGUUCUUCAAGAGGAGGAACUAUUGUCUGCGAACUAUCGGGAGAAAGGGUUAAAUUAAGUGGAAGUACAAGAACUGUUGUCUCAGGUGUGCUCACACUC